Neofelis nebulosa (Clouded leopard) is the source of this 1920-nucleotide messenger RNA. It is a transcript of the gene ADORA2B, whose product is annotated as adenosine A2b receptor. Gene Ontology annotation, cellular component: membrane. Gene Ontology annotation, molecular function: G protein-coupled adenosine receptor activity. The transcript is spliced from 2 exons. The record is from RefSeq and is a predicted model, not a curated record. Lineage: Eukaryota; Metazoa; Chordata; Mammalia; Carnivora; Felidae. The coding region runs from base 134 to 1135 and encodes 333 amino acids. Gene Ontology annotation, biological process: vasodilation; G protein-coupled adenosine receptor signaling pathway; adenylate cyclase-activating G protein-coupled receptor signaling pathway.
CGAGCCUGGCGGGUCAGACGCGGCUGGCGGACGCGCGGUGCGGGCGCUCCGGCGGUGCCCGGCGGCGCCCACGCGGCUGCCCCGCGCCUAGCGCGGCCCGGGUAGGCGACGUCGGGGCCGGGUCGGACCGGCCAUGCCGCUGGAGACGCAGGACGCGCUGUAUGUGGCGCUGGAGCUGGCCAUCGCCGCGCUGUCAGUGGCGGGCAAUGUGCUGGUGUGCGUCGCGGUGGGUACGUCGAGCGCGCUGCAGACGCCCACCAACUACUUCCUGGUGUCCCUGGCGGCGGCCGACGUGGCGGUGGGGCUGUUCGCCAUCCCGUUUGCCAUCACCAUCAGCCUGGGCUUCUGCACCGACUUCUACAGCUGCCUCUUCCUCGCAUGCUUCGUGCUCGUGCUCACGCAGAGCUCCAUCUUCAGCCUCUUGGCCGUGGCCGUCGACAGGUACCUGGCCGUCCGCGUCCCGCUCAGGUAUAAGAGUUUGGUCACUGGGCCCCGAGCGAGAGGAGUCAUUGCUGGCCUCUGGGUCCUUGCCUUUGGCAUCGGACUGACUCCAUUCCUGGGGUGGAACAGUAAAGACAGUGCCAUCAACAACUGCACGGAACCCUGGGAUGGAGCCACAAAUGAAAGCUGUUGCCUCGUGAAGUGUCUUUUUGAGAAUGUGGUCCCCAUGAGCUACAUGGUCUAUUUCAACUUCUUUGGGUGUGUCCUGCCCCCACUGCUCAUUAUGCUGGUGAUCUACAUCAAUAUCUUCAUGGUGGCCUGCAAGCAGCUUCAGCGCACUGAGCUGAUGGACCACUCAAGGACCAUCAUCCAGCGGGAGAUCCAUGCAGCCAAGUCCCUGGCCAUGAUCGUUGGGAUUUUUGCUCUGUGCUGGUUGCCAGUACACGCCAUCAACUGUGUCACUCUUUUCCAGCCAGCUCGGGCUAAGGAUAAGCCCAAGUGGGCAAUGAACAUGGCCAUUCUCCUGUCACAUGCCAACUCAGUUGUCAAUCCCAUCGUCUAUGCCUAUCGGAACCGAGACUUCCGCUAUACUUUUCACAAAAUCAUCUCCAGGUAUGUUCUUUGCCAGACAGAUGUCCUCAAGAGUGGGAAUGGGCAGCCAGGGGUGCAGCCUGCUCUCGAUGUGGGCCUAUGACCUAGGUCCUGGCCUCUUUAAGAAGGCAUAAAUUCACAAUAAAGGGACAGACAGGACGUGACCAGCUGAUUCCCAAUGUUAAAGACGGCUACACCUUGUAAGCAUAUGGGCUGCCUCUUUUAAGUACUCCCCUGGAGUCACCACAUACCUAGCUAAUAUGUACAUGUUAUUAGUAGGCUCCAAAGGCUCACAAAUGUGUUUAUGGUUCUUUCUGGAUGCUCCCACUGUGUGGAUGAUGCUGAUGGCUUGAAUGGAUUAUAAAAGACUUUUUUUUUUUUUUUUUUUUUUUUAAGAGUCUGCCUCUUUUUUGGUAGAAAAUGAAACUAUUUUACUGUGAAACACUGUGAACUAUUGUAAUAAAAAUAUUUUUUAAUUUAGAAGCAAUGGAAAAACAAAAGUUAGACAUACUAAAAAUACAUACUUAUUCCUAGGAAGGUGACCAGGAAAAUUAAAAGUUUAAUUCUUCAGUCAAGAAACUGCUGUAUUUAUUUGGGGACAUGACACUUGAAUAAGUUCUGAAGCAGAAUAUCAGAUAACAAUUUUCCUAACAUUCUUCUCCGCAUACUGCAAAGCCAUACCCUAGAGGAAGAAACUGGAGAAAUGGGAUGGAUCCCUCCUCUUCCAGACUGCAUCUUCCCCUUCUAGGGUUAGGCAGUGAUUUUUAGUUCUCUACCAAGCUGACGUUUGGCCAAGUUGCUGGAGCCCAAGUGUGAAAAUUUUAAUAAGUAAAAUCCUAGAACUGUGUAUGUGUAUGACAUGAAAUAAAAAUAAAACUUAAAAAACAA